GUCCGACAUCGUGAGUGUCACUGAUGGCGCGGUUAUCACAGUGUGCGGGCAGCGCCCUCUUCACCACCCACCUUCUAAUCCUACUUUCAAUAUGUCAGUCCAUCAUAGCUGCCGAGUUUCAGGGGAAAUGGGCCAACAAAACCUACGACUUUAUUGUGGUCGGAGGGGGUACUGCUGGUCUGGCAGUUGCUACACGCAUCAGCCAAGGCUUGCCAGAGAGUUCCAUCCUCGUCCUGGAAGCUGGCCCUGACGCAGUAGACGAGAGCAGGAUCAACAUACCCGGUCUCAAAGGCUCGACGAUCGGGACUCAGUACGACUGGAAUUUCACCACGGUCCCGCAGCCGCACGCAGGCGGGCGGAGGCUGGGCCAGGCCCGUGGCAAGGUCCUGGGCGGCAGCUCGGCGAUGAAUCUCAUGACAUGGGAUCGAGCCAGUGCGCAUGAGUAUGAUGUGUGGGAGGAGCUGGGCAACGAGGGCUGGAACUGGCGGACGAUGAUCAGGAAUAUGCUGAAAGUAGAGAGCUUCGUCCCAUCAGAUCGAUACGGCAAGGCUGGGGUCGGCGAGGGCGGUCCUAUCCAAACUCUCAUCAACCGCUAUGUCCCUCCGCAGCAGGACUAUUUCAUUCCGACCUUGGAGAACUUGGGCAGCAAGGCAAAUCUGGAGUCUCUGGAUGGAAAUCCACUUGGAGUCAUGUUCCAGCCUUCCAAUAUCCGAAACAGCGACUACAAGCGCUCGUACAGCGCUCAUAACCCUGGAUACGCUUCACUUGGCGGUUCGAACCUCCAGAUCCAAACCAACACCCGGGUGCGAAAGAUCAAUCUUGACCAGCGUAGGGGUAGGCUUGUUGCGACGGGUGUGACGUUGGAAGACAACUCGACCAUUCAUGCUGAGAAGGAAGUCAUCCUCUCCGCCGGUUCCUUCCAGAGCCCCGGCCUUCUGGAGCUGUCUGGCAUUGGUGAUAAAAGCAUCCUUUCCGCGGCGGGGAUUCCGUGCCUCUUGAAUCUCCCUGGUGUAGGUGAGCACUUGCAAGACCAUGUCCGGAUUGAGAAUUCAUACCAGCUUCUGCCCAAUUACACUUCGUUUGAUGCUCUCAGAUACAACACCACGUUUGCCGCACAACAGCUCGCCCUCUACAAUGCCAGUAUGAUAUCAGCGUAUGAUUAUACCGGGAGCGGAUAUGCAUUUGUGAACUGGAAGCAAGCUCUAGGCAAUGACUCGGCCCUGCUCUCCCUUGCUCGACAAGCCGCCCACAACCCGCUCACCUCAUCUCCAUUUGAGCGCACCAGAGCCAAGAUCCUCCUUGAUUACCUGCACGACGAAUCCAAGCAUGUUCCGCAAGUCGAGGUGAUCUUUUCCGACGGCUACACCGGUGUGAAAGGCUACCCACCCGUAUCCUCCCCCCUCUACGGCGCCAGCUUCUUCACCCUGAUCGCAUCAAUCCAGCAUCCCUUCAGCCUCGGCUCCGUCCACAUCACCUCGCCCUCCCUCACCACGCCUCCAUCCAUCAACCCCAACUAUCUGGCCCAAGAAUACGACAUCCAAGCCACUAUUGCCGCCGCCCAGUACCUCCGCCAGAUCGCCAACACCGCGCCUCUCCGCGCCAUCUGGUCCUCCGAGUACGAACCCGGCCUCGCUGUCGUGGGCAGCACCGGCCCCGACGCCGACUCCCAGUGGAGAACAUACGUGACGAACAAUAGCUUGACUAUCUACCACCCGGUCGGGACGUGCGCCAUGCUGCCCCGGAGCCAGAACGGCGUCGUGGAUGCGGACCUGAUGGUGCACGGCACGCGGAACUUGCGCGUCGUGGAUGCGAGUGUGAUUCCCGUGUUGCUCUCGGCGCAUAUUCAGACGGCCGUGUAUGGGAUCGCGGAGAUGGCGGCGGAGAGGAUUAUCGAGAGUUGGGCUGGCUGAUCAAGAGGCGUGUCUUGGAUGGGCAAAUGGAUUUUCUAUUGUGGCCUUGCUUCUCGAGUUGUACUUGUGCACCUACAACCCUACCGCAGUACGGCUUCAUAUGAUAUCAUGCUUCAGAGCUCCUUCGGGGGAAUUACAAAAAUGUCUACGGGCCCUAUAUUAAUGAGCAGGUGCUUCUAAGAGAGGUUUCAGCCCUAUAACGCCAUUAUAUUGUAUUCGUUCUCAA
Amorphotheca resinae ATCC 22711 is the source of this 2136-nucleotide messenger RNA. RefSeq lists its product as hypothetical. Lineage: Eukaryota; Fungi; Ascomycota; Leotiomycetes; Helotiales; Amorphothecaceae. Gene Ontology annotation, molecular function: flavin adenine dinucleotide binding; oxidoreductase activity, acting on CH-OH group of donors. Gene Ontology annotation, biological process: secondary metabolite biosynthetic process. The transcript is spliced from 2 exons. The record is from RefSeq and is a predicted model, not a curated record. The coding region runs from base 24 to 1910 and encodes 628 amino acids.